This is a messenger RNA of Fibroporia radiculosa, 1305 nucleotides long. RefSeq lists its product as uncharacterized. The record is from RefSeq and is a predicted model, not a curated record. Gene Ontology annotation, biological process: protein phosphorylation. The transcript is spliced from 8 exons. Gene Ontology annotation, molecular function: protein serine/threonine kinase activity; ATP binding. NCBI's taxonomy places the organism in Eukaryota, Fungi, Basidiomycota, Agaricomycetes, Polyporales, Fibroporiaceae. Bases 1 to 1305 code for a protein of 434 amino acids.
AUGGGCGGUGUUCUAUGCUGUUUGUCCUCGCCCAUCGACUUCGACGGCGAAGUCGAUCUCUACCACUUUGAUCUCCUCCGAGCGGUGGGCAAAGGCGCCUUUGGCAAAGUCCGCAUUGUAGAGCACAAGUGCACGAAGAAGGUAUAUGCCCUCAAGUACAUCGAGAAGGCAAAAUGCAUUAAGCAGAAGGCCGUCGCUAAUAUCAUCCAGGAGCGUCGGCUCCUCGAAGAGAUCGACCACCCCUUUGUCGUCAACCUCCGCUAUGCCUUCCAGGACGACGAAAACUGUUUCUUUGUCUUGGACUUGAUGCUCGGGGGCGAUUUGCGUUUCCAUCUGGACCGGUUGGGUCGAAUACAAGAGAAGGUGGUGCGGUUCUGGGCAGCUGAGCUCUCGUCCGCGCUGUCAUACCUCCACAAACAGAGGAUCGUACAUCGCGAUCUCAAGCCGGAUAAUAUCUUAUUGGACUCGGCUGGACAUGUCCAUAUAACCGACUUUAAUGUCGCCAUCCACUACUCGGAGCGGCGGCUACAUACCAGCGUUGCAGGCAGCAUGGCAUACAUGGCUCCAGAAAUCAUUGGGCACAAAGGCUACACUUGGCACGUCGAUUGGUGGAGUUUGGGCAUCGUUGUAUGGGAGCUUCUUUUUGGUCGGCGGCCGUUUGAUGGCCGCACGUCGGAGAAAAUGAAGCAGUCUAUUGUCAAAGAUCCGUUGAAGUUUUCUUCUCGGGCUGACAGCCUCUGCACCGCACAUGGCCAAGAUUUUGUUCGCAAGUUGUUGGACCGCAAUCCCAGAACCAGAAUGGCGUGUCGAGGGAGGACACACGGUAUUCAGGACGUGCACGAGCACCCAUGGUUUUCCGAAAUGGACUGGGAUGAGCUGGAGAGCAAAAACUUGCAGCCCCCGUUUGUUCCCGAUAUCAGCAAAGCAAAUUUUGAUGUCUCGCACGAAUUGGACGAGUUCUUGAUGGUCGAGAAGCCAUUGACCCACACGAAGCGCAAAGCACGCGUCGACCUCGAGAAAAUGAAGCCGGAUCUGCGCCAGCUCGUAGAACAGUUUACUGUCUACGACUUCACAAAGACUAAGCGGAUGUCGUAUUACCCGCAUAACCAACCUGUCGUCUCAGCUGGACACGACGAUGAAGGCGGCGACGCUGAACCUGCGGAAGCUAGCCAGUCGGCGACGGCUACCAUUCUCCCUACAGCGACGAUCGUUGAACGCUCACAGGCCGGCUCGCCAGACCCAGGAGAUUGCUCUGGGCGGGAAACUCCGGCCAUGCCUCCCUUGCCCGCAGAAUCACCCAUAUAA